AUGACUGGCACCGACAACACCAACCCCGGCAACUUCGCCAACCGACCCAAGGAAGAAGUUCAAGAAAUUGCCUCCAAGGGGGGAAAGUCCAGCCACUCUGGCGGAUUCGCCAGCAUGGACGCCGACAAGCAGCGAGAGAUUGCUUCUGAAGGCGGCAAGGCAUCCUCUGGCUCUUUCGAGCCUGGUAGUGAGAAGGCCAAGGAGGCUGGUCGCAAGGGUGGAUUGGCUUCCUAG
Molecule: messenger RNA, 234 nt
Organism: Fusarium tjaetaba
Lineage: Eukaryota; Fungi; Ascomycota; Sordariomycetes; Hypocreales; Nectriaceae
Product: conidiation-specific 10
Exons: 3
Coding region: 1-234 (77 amino acids)
Source: RefSeq, a predicted model, not a curated record